AUGGCAGAGAAGGAAGGAGCAAUUGUUAAGAAGGGGCAUGAGGAAGGUUUGAAAAUGGCGAUUUCUCUACUCGAAGAAUUCGGACUCCCAAUGGGGCUUCUCCCUCUUGCUGAUGUGAUCGAAGUUGGAUUUGUGAAGAACACAGGGUAUAUGUGGAUCCUGCAAACUAAAAAAGUUGAGCACAAGUUCAAGAUUAUCAGCAAACUGGUUAGUUAUGACACUGAAAUAAAUGGAUUCAUUGACAAGAAGAAAAUCAAGAAGCUCAAGGGAGUGAAGGCUAAGGAGUUGAUGUUAUGGCCUCCAGUUAACGAGAUCAGUGUGGAUGAUCCUCCCACCGGCAAGAUUCAAUUCAAGAGUCUUGCUGGCAUCACCAAAACUUUCCCAGUUGAAGCUUUUGCUGCUGGCCAGUAA
This is a messenger RNA of Lycium ferocissimum, 411 nucleotides long. RefSeq lists its product as uncharacterized. The record is from RefSeq and is a predicted model, not a curated record. Bases 1 to 411 code for a protein of 136 amino acids. The transcript has a single exon. Lineage: Eukaryota; Viridiplantae; Streptophyta; Magnoliopsida; Solanales; Solanaceae.